AGGGUUGGGCCCAAGAUGAGAUUUAGUAAGAUGUUUGUUGCUUUGAGGCCAUGUAUUGAUGGAUUCAAAAAUGGGUGCAGACCAUAUUUGGGCAUUGACUCCACUGCUCUUACUGGAAGGUGGAAGGGGCAACUAGCUGCAGCUAUAGGCAUUGAUGGACAUAACUGGAUGUUUCCCGUGGCAUAUGCUGUAUUUGGAUCAGAGACACAAGAUAAUUGGGGCUGGUUCAUGAACAAGCUUGCAAUGGCAAUUGGAUCCCCACCUGGACUUGUCAUUUCAACUGAUGCUGGGAAAGAUAUUGACAUAGCAGUGACAAAAGUCUUCACCAAUGGUGUAGAGCAUAGGGAAUGCAUGAGGCAUCUUUACAAAAAUUUUAAGAAGCGAUAUCGUGGAAAGAUCUUUGAAAAGAACCUCUGGCCAGCUGCAAGAGCUUACAGGAAGGACAUAUUUGACAAUCACUACAACAUCAUGAAGGCAUCAUCCACAAAAGCAAUGAAAUGGAUUGAGGACAAUCACAAGCACUUAUGGGCAAGAUGUUAUUUCUCUACAGCUAGCAAGUGUGACUAUGUGACCAAUAACAUUGCUGAAGCCUUCAAUAAUUGGAUAAAACAUGACAAGUCACUGCCUGUGAUAGAACUGAUGGAUACAAUUAGACAAAAAAUCAUGGAGAAAUUGUAUCAAAGAAGAACUCUAGCCAUGAAGUUGACUAGUAAAGUGCUGCCACACAUAAUAAAGUCUCUCAAUGCAAAGAAUAGAGGACUGGUUGGAUAUUCAAUCCACAAAGGUCUUGGUCACAUGGCAGAGAUCAGUGGUGUUUAUAGGGAUUUGACACCUUGGAGACAUACUGUUAAUCUGGAACAAAGAACUUGCACAUGUAAGAGAUGGCAGCUCACUGGACUCCCAUAUAAUCAUGCAAUCAGUUUGAUAUGCUCUUAUAGGGGUCUAGAGUUGGAGGAUUAUGUCGACAGCUGCUACUUUGUGUCAAAGUUCAAAUCAGCAUAUGAAGGUUGGAUGGAACCAAUACCAGACAAGAGUAUGUGGCCUCAAGUACAACUAGAAUUCAAGUUGUGGCCUCCAGUACUCAAGAGGGCAGCAGGUAGACCAAGGAGUAGGAGAAUAAAAUCAGUUGCUGUGGGUGGCAGCAGGAAAAGAAAGAGAUGCAAGAGAUGUGGUCAGUUAGGACAUAUGCAAAAAACUUGCAAUGAGACAGUGUAUGACUCAGAUGAUCCACCUCCUGCACAACCAAAACCAAAGAGUAACAAAACCAAGAAGGAGAAAGUACCAGCCAGCACAAGUACACCUAAAAAUAAGAGGACCAAAAAGGAGAAAGUAGUAGCCAACACAAGCACACCUAAAAAUAAGAGGACCAAGAAGCAAGUGAUCACAAAAGUAAGAGCCAGCCCAAGUUCACCAUUGAAGCUGCUACAUGCACCAUCAACACCAACUAGCCCAUUUGAUCUAAACUAA
Panicum virgatum (switchgrass) is the source of this 1467-nucleotide messenger RNA. RefSeq lists its product as uncharacterized. The record is from RefSeq and is a predicted model, not a curated record. The coding region runs from base 16 to 1467 and encodes 483 amino acids. The transcript has a single exon. Gene Ontology annotation, molecular function: zinc ion binding; nucleic acid binding. Lineage: Eukaryota; Viridiplantae; Streptophyta; Magnoliopsida; Poales; Poaceae.